AUGGAAAGAUUAAAUCAGUUGGCUGGCCAAUUGUCCCCAUCCUCAAAGCAAGCCGUGCUUGAAAAAAAGCCAGAUGACGUGGUUAUCGUUGGUGCGUACAGAACUGCGAUUGCUAAGGGUGGCCGGGGCUCCUUCAAAGAUGUUGGCUCCGACUGGAUAUUGACUCAGUUCUUGACUGCCUUCCUCAAGAAGACGGGAGUAGACCCGAAUUUGAUUGAAGAUGUUGCUGUCGGCAACGUUUUGAAUGUUGCGGCAGGAGCAUCCGAACACAGAGGUGCAUGUCUUGCCGCCGGAAUCCCAAAUACUGCUGCUUUUGUGGCUAUCAACAGGCAAUGUUCCUCCGGCUUGAUGGCCAUCUCAGAUAUCGCCAACAAGAUCAAAUGUGGUGAAAUUGACUGCGGUAUCGGUGCUGGUGUGGAGUCCAUGUCCUCGAACUACGGGCCCCAGUCGAUCCCUAAAAUUGACCCUGAGUUACAAAAGAACGCGGAGAUGGCCAAGUGCAUGAUACCCAUGGGCAUCACGAACGAGAAUGUUGCCGAGAAGUACAAUAUCCCAAGAGAUAAGCAAGACGCGUUUGCCGCUGACUCGUACGCUAAGGCUGAACACGCAGUUUCCUCGGGCGCUUUUAAGUCUGAGAUUUUGCCUAUUGAGGCAUACACAAAGGAAGAUGAGGAUGAUGAGGACGAAGGCUCGGGCAAAAUCAAGAAGUUCACGGUAGACACCGAUGAGGGACCAAGAAAGGGUGUCACCGCUCAGCUGUUGGGCAAGUUGAAGCCUGCGUUCAAACCCACGGGGACAACCCACGCCGGGAAUGCAUCACAAGUAUCUGACGGUGCUGCCGCUGUGUUGUUGAUGAGAAGGGACUUGGCGGAGAAGAAGGGGUACCCGAUCCAGGGCAAGUUUGUCUUGUGCAGUUCUGUGGGUGUACCCCCAGAAAUCAUGGGCAUUGGACCUGCGGUGGCCAUCCCAAGUGUUUUGAAGAAAACUGGCUUGAAUGUUCGUGACAUUUCCGUCUUUGAAGUCAACGAGGCCUUCGCUGCACAAUGCUUGUACUCGGCUGAAACGUGCAAUAUUCCUAGAGAGAGAUUGAACAUAAACGGUGGUGCUAUUGCCUUGGGUCAUCCAUUAGGAUGCACCGGUGCCAGGCAAUAUGCCACUAUUUUGCCUUUGUUGAAGAAGGGCGAGAUUGGCUUAACUUCCAUGUGCAUUGGAACAGGAAUGGGUGCUGCCUCGAUUGUUGUUAAAGAAUAA
Metschnikowia bicuspidata var. bicuspidata NRRL YB-4993 is the source of this 1251-nucleotide messenger RNA. It is a transcript of the gene POT1, whose product is annotated as acetyl-CoA C-acyltransferase. Gene Ontology annotation, cellular component: peroxisome. The transcript has a single exon. NCBI's taxonomy places the organism in Eukaryota, Fungi, Ascomycota, Pichiomycetes, Serinales, Metschnikowiaceae. Gene Ontology annotation, molecular function: acetyl-CoA C-acyltransferase activity. Bases 1 to 1251 code for a protein of 416 amino acids. The record is from RefSeq and is a predicted model, not a curated record. Gene Ontology annotation, biological process: fatty acid beta-oxidation; phenylacetate catabolic process.